AUGAAAUCAGCUGGAGGAGUAGCUACCGAUCGCCUACUUCCAACAUCCCAAACGCAGCAUUACCAUCAACAUUUCACGAGCUCUACGAUUACCAAACCGACAAAAAUUAUCAACGAAAGCGAGUUUCCAUCCCUGGGCGCGAAAGGAACUUCUUCACUCGGCGGCGGUUUCUCACCAAUUCCGACGACGAGCGGAGGCGUUUUGAACGUAGCCCAGUCGAACUCACCACUGAAGGAAACGUUUCCGAGUCGUGCCAACUAUGCUAACCUGAUGAGGGCAGAUCCCUCAUUAACAAGUUCGGAAUUCCAAAUUCAAAACGAGGAUUUUCCCGCGUUGCCCGGCGUGACUGCGGGACAAAAUUCCGGAUCCCAAUUAUCGAAUAUGAUCUCAUCCGAUCACCCCGAUGCUUUUUCGAAUACCAACGAUGAUUCAGAAGGUUUUGGUGUGUCAAGGAACUCCAGUGACACUUCUAAGGGUAUUAUAACUCAUCCCGAUGGAGAAGUUACUAACAUUCCACCAUCAAUGCUGGCCGAUCAAUUUGGAAUGGCGGGUCUUGUAACCUACCUACGAACUGUGGAUAAUCCAUCGAUAGUCUCGUUGGCACUCGGCUAUGACUUAACAACGUUGGGGCUGAAUUUAAAUUUGUCCGAAAGGCAUUUGUACACAACAUUUGGAGGUCCUUGGGCAGAUUCUCCAAUAAAACCGCACGAGCUUGACGUCAAGGUGCCCGACGAGUACAUGACGAACAUACACAUUCGCGAGAAGCUUCCACCGAUCAAAAUGAAUAAGCUCGCCGAAGAUGUGCUUUUUUAUCUCUUCUACAAUUUCCCAAACGAGCUGUACCAAUUGGCUGCCGCGCACGAAUUGUACCAACGAGAAUGGCGAUUUCAUAAAGCCGAAGGCGUUUGGCUGACGCGUUCGCAGUAUGGAGGGAUCAAGGAGCAAACGGGAACCUAUGAGAAAGGGCACUACAAUGUUUUUGAUCAUUUGCAGUGGCGAAAAAUUCCGAAAGAAUUGAAGCUUGAAUAUAAGGAGCUUGAAGAAAGACCAAAGUUGCCAACGAAUGUGCCGAACGCACCAACAAGUGGAGUGUCUACUAGCCUCCUCUCGAUGAAUCUAUUUCCAAAUGGCGGUAGUGGUGCCUCGACGCCACCACCACUAGCGGCGGGUAUUAAUGGUAAGACGAAGGAGAUUUACGACAUUCGAGGGUUUCCGGAUUUUGUGCUUAUUCGCUCAAAAGAUGUAUUAACGGCUUUUAACGCUGAACGCCGAAAUGAAAUAAGCGGCAAAUCGACAAUUGCUAAUCAAACCACAGUUCAUGUUUUCAAUUAUUUCAAAGAAUUGAACUUCGAAACGCAUUUUGUUCAAGCAAUCAGUUCAAUCGAAUUUGUCGCUAGAAAAUGUGAAAUGAUUCCGAUUGAAUGGGUCGCAAGGCGUGUCGCUACUGGAUCGUUUCUCAAACGAAAUCCGGGCGUUGCCGAGGGUUUUCGAUUUUCUCAGCCAAAAAUCGAGACAUUUUUCAAAGACGACGCGCAAAAUGAUCCGCUGUGGAGCGAUGAGCAAAUUUUGUCGGCGAUCAUGAUUGUUGGCGGUGUUCGCAUUCGACGAGAUCAAAUCCAACUGAUGAAGCGUCAAACGUGCUUGGUGUUCCGUUUAUUGGAAAAAGCGUGGCAACAACACAAUUGUGCGCUGAUUGACAUGAAAAUCGAGUUUGGCGUGACGAACGACGGAAGAAUUAUUCUCGCCGAUGUGAUCGAUAAUGAUUCCUGGAGGGUUUGGCCAAACAAUGAUCGAAGGCUUCAACUUGAUAAGCAAGUGUAUCGCGAUAUGGCAAAUGUUACGAACGAGGGACUUCAGCAGAUCAUUCAGAAUUACACAAAGGUUAUGAAGCUCACUGAACAGUUUAUUGAUGAUAAAGCGACUUGUCGCGUUGUUAUUAUCAUGGGCUCGUCGGCGGAUCGAGAUUUUGCGCAAAUUAUCGCCAAAGAAGCUGAGAAUUUGGGCGCUAACGUGAUAACAAUCGUCAGUUCGGCACACAAGACUACUGAAGAAACUCUGGAGAUUGUGCGUGAUUAUGAGGACACCCCAAUGCCGACGGUGAUCAUUGCGGUUGCCGGCAGAUCGAAUGGCCUGGGCCCGGUGAUCGCUGGCAACACAACUCUUCCAGUUAUCAACUGCCCACCCAUCGACAACUAUAAUGAUGUUUGGUCGUCGUUGCGAAUGCCGUCGGGAAUCGGCUGCACAACGGUAUUGGAUCCAAAAGAAGCGGCGUUGGCGGCGGCAAAAAUUUUGAUGAGAUCCAAUCAUUUGAUAUUUGGCAAAAUUCUCACCGCCCAAUUUCACCAUCAACUCAAUGUCUAUGAAGCAAAUAUGGAAAUUCAGAAGAAAUAA
Molecule: messenger RNA, 2391 nt
Organism: Caenorhabditis bovis
Lineage: Eukaryota; Metazoa; Nematoda; Chromadorea; Rhabditida; Rhabditidae
Source: the annotation of a GenBank genome assembly